Molecule: messenger RNA, 134 nt
Organism: Dentiscutata erythropus
Lineage: Eukaryota; Fungi; Glomeromycota; Glomeromycetes; Diversisporales; Gigasporaceae
Source: the annotation of a GenBank genome assembly
AUGGCUAAAUUACAAAAACAAAUAGUCUCAUACGAAGGUGUAGGAUUAAACUAUAUCUUAUCGGAACUUUAUUCUAAAAUAGUUCCUGUCACCCAAGAUGAAACUACUCUUUAUGCUAAUGAUGGUGUAAAGAA